AUGUUUGGUGGCCCUGGUUUGAAGGGGCGCAUUGCCCGGCAGCAAUUUGCUGCCUUUGCGCAGUCGAGUCGAUCGAUGUCCUCGUUUCGACCGCAGCUAUCAAGACUUUCCGUACAAAAUCCAAAUGGCAAGAUUCUCAGCGGAAGCACGACAUGGAGACGACCGGUGCCCUCGUUUGCUCUGCCAGCUGCUCGAUUGAAUUCGACAUCUUCCUCGACUCCUACGCAAGUGACCCCCGAAACUCAACCAUCAUCCGAGUGGGACGUCGAUAUCAGCCAAAUCCCCGAAAGCAUUGGCUAUCUGAAGGAACUGGGCUUAGACUACGGCUGGGGCCCGUCGGCAAUGGUUGAAUACAUUAUGGAACACAUUCACAUCUACUCAGGCCUUCCCUGGCUGGCUACUAUAGUCGCGACAGGUGUCCUCUUCCGGUUGGCGAUGCUACCUCUCUUUAUGCGUUCAGCGGAUAUCGGUGCAAAAUCCUUCAACGCCCAGCCUAUGAUUAAGCCGAUUCGGGAGAACAUGUUGAAAGCCGCGCGUUCUGGCGACCAGGUGGCGGCACAAAAGUUCAGAGCCGAGAUGGCUAGUCUCAAUUCCAGACUCGGGAUUAAGCCCAUGCAACAGUUUCUCCCGAUGCUUUUUCAAAUUCCCGUGGGUUAUGGUUGCUACCGUGUUAUCAAUGGCAUGUCUACUUUACCUGUUCCUGGCUUGGCUAAGGAACAGUUUGCGUGGGUCAGUGACCUCACGGUAUCUGAUCCGACCUUCCUUCUUCCCAUUAUGACCUGCGUGGGCCUUCAUUUGAGUCUUAGGAAAGGAAGCGAGGACGGAAACAUGAAUUCGGACAUGGGAACGCUCAGGAAAUUCAUUAUGUACGGCAUGCCUGCAGUGAGUUUACUUUUUAUGGCCUGGUGGCCCGCUGCGCUGCAAGUGUACUUCCUCACUACCGGUAGCUUUGGUCUCAUCCAGUCCUAUUUAUUCAGCAGCACAACCUUCCGCAAGGCCACUGGCAUAGCUCUCCUCGAGAAACAGGCCCCCGCGCAACCAUCCGGCAGCACAACCCCAGCUGAACCGAACAGGUCGCUCCGCAUGAUCACGGAAAUGUUGGAGCGCGAAAACGCCAAGAUCAAGGAGGCAAGGAAGGAUCUCGGCGAGAAAGAGAAGCUCAGCUUCGUCGACCGCGCCAUCAACAACAUCAAAGAGUCCAAGGACAAAUUAGCCAAGGAGACCACUCAGAAGAUGCAGGAGAUGAGCGGGAAUGGCCCCAAGUCGAAUUCCGAUGGCUCUCCCGCUGAGCCGCCCCGGCUCAGCGACAAGGACCGCAAGCUGGCAGAGGACUACGAGAGACGCCGCAAGGAAGAGGAGCAUUGGAAGCGGGAAGAGCGCAACUAUGCGAAGAAGGAGGCGUUCCGGCAGGCGAUGGAGCGGGAGAGGCAAAAAGCCAAGGAGGCCCUCAACAAGUCAAAUGUGAAGCGGUGA
Aspergillus mulundensis is the source of this 1473-nucleotide messenger RNA. RefSeq names its product membrane insertase OXA1. NCBI's taxonomy places the organism in Eukaryota, Fungi, Ascomycota, Eurotiomycetes, Eurotiales, Aspergillaceae. Gene Ontology annotation, cellular component: mitochondrial inner membrane. The record is from RefSeq and is a predicted model, not a curated record. The transcript is spliced from 3 exons. Bases 1 to 1473 code for a protein of 490 amino acids. Gene Ontology annotation, molecular function: membrane insertase activity. Gene Ontology annotation, biological process: mitochondrial respiratory chain complex IV assembly; protein insertion into mitochondrial inner membrane from matrix.